GCAAACUACUAUUAAGCACUCUCUCUCUCUCUCUCUCACACACACACACACACACAGAGUAGAAUUCAUAUCUCAUCAGAGCAUUGAUCCAACGCCUAACUCAUGAUUUUUAGAUCUACCAGAAAACAGCAACAACAAGCACCUCCAUAAGUAGUUUAACUGAGAGAGUAAUCGACAGGGUUUAUCUCGAAAAGGCGAAUCAGUUCAAGUACCAGAAAAUGGAGAAGAUGAAUCAGGCAUUUGAGAAGAUGAAAAUGCUGGUGGGAAUGGAGGUCGACGAUGAAGAACAGCACCAAGAAUCUUCCUUCCUCGAUGAUUUUAAUCGCAACUGCACUUUGUCUACUAAACAGAGACUGUACGGCUUUGCAAUUUGCUUAUCUGCUGGUAUAACUUGCACACUCUUGUCGAUGCUUGUUUUCUUCCACCCCAUCAAAUUUGGGAUCACGUUCUCAUUUGGCAAUCUGCUUGCUCUUGGAAGCACAGCAUUUCUGAUAGGCCCUAAAAGACAAGUGACAAUGAUGCUUGACCCAGUUCGUAUAUAUGCUACAGCAUUAUAUAUUUCUAGCAUCAUCAUUGCACUUUUUUGUGCUGUAUAUGUCCGCAACAAGCUAUUGACACUUCUGGCUAUUGUCCUGGAGUUUGGUGCCCUUAUUUGGUAUAGCUUAAGCUACAUUCCCUUUGCGAGGUCCAUGGUUUCAAAGAUCAUGGCAUCAUGUUUUGACACGGAGUUUUAGUGCGCUAUAUUCUGGCAGAAGACUCUGUCAACUUGCAACUACGGUGGAUUCACAACGCAAAACUGAGAGGCGUGACUACCGCAUUGGGACAAGGGGAGUUGGUGGAGGAUAUGUUGAUUACUCUUUGCUAGAUAGAAUGUAAGAUGUGUUCAUUAUCAACUCUUUUUUGACUCUGAUGUUAUGUCUAAACCUCCUGCAUAGAGACAGAAUUUGACAGUGUAAGAAGCAGAAGUAGAAACGCUGAUAUUUCACAAAUGAACCUCGACAGCACCCUUUUUAUGUGGUUUCCUCAAUCACAUUAUCUUCUCA
Sesamum indicum (sesame) is the source of this 1043-nucleotide messenger RNA. Its product is annotated as Got1/Sft2-like vescicle transport protein family. Gene Ontology annotation, cellular component: membrane. Gene Ontology annotation, biological process: vesicle-mediated transport. Lineage: Eukaryota; Viridiplantae; Streptophyta; Magnoliopsida; Lamiales; Pedaliaceae. The record is from RefSeq and is a predicted model, not a curated record.